AUGUUCUCCAUGGAUGCUAUCUCCGCCAAACUCCUGCCCACUUUCCUCCGCGAUAUGGGCCGGGCACUUGCCAGCAAGGAUCGUCGCGUCGAAGACGUGUUUCACUUGGGGGAAGAGAAGAUGCGCAAUUCACGCUCCUCUCUCGUGCCGACACAGGCGAUAGAGAAGGUGCCAGGGACACAGCCAUGGCGAGAAGGGAAUGCUAAUUCUUCUCUUAGUAUCAUCUUGGCUCAAGAUCCCAAUAGACAGGGCAGUGCCAAAGCCGACGCGUUGAGUCUUGCAGAUCGGCUCUACCUUGCCUGGCAUUCGGAGACUGUGGGAGAUGAAGCCGAGGAGCCAGUCGUGGUUGCGGAAGAGUCGACAGUACUGCACGCCAUACUGCAACCGCUAUGUCUUGUGCUGUGGAGCGGUCUUGUCCACUGUAUCUCUAGUUUGGCCUCACUUCUUGGCGUACGACAUUCGGCUGAUCCACUGCGAGUAACUACCAACUAUGAUCCCCGGCCUCUCCUGCCACAGAAUGAAGACUCGAAUGUGGAAGGAACGUCUCCUCCACAUGUGGAAAGCCCUUCCGAGGAAGGAAAAGAGCAGAGAUCAAAAAAGCACGCCGCUUCAACACCACUGACUGCCGCUCGUAGAGAAAGUACUGCUGCAGCGGGGUCUUCGUACAAGAGGAUAAAGAGGCACAAAGGGGAUACGACAUCAGAAACUGGAGGUUCAACUGCGUGGAAUGGGAAGUUGGACUGCGUAUGUCACGACACGACCUCCACUCACAACGCCUCGCGAGCCUCACAUGCCAUCCCAGACCGCUUCGUGCGUACCAAAGGGCCCCACGAGAUAUGCAAAAAGGCACGCUUCCUCAAAUUGCAAAAUGUGGACAGUGCAGGUGAUGGCCACAAGGACGAUUUUACAACAAACCCGAAAAGGAAGUCAAUAUGCCAGUCCCAACUGCAAACACCUCGUACGACUUCUGAGGACGACCAUCACCGCUUCUUCGACCAUCCUCAGCGUGUAAGAAAGUCGUCACGUAGGAGAAAGCAAUUGUCGGGCCUUGGUGAACAUGAAGGCGGAUCAAUGGCCUCGCUCCCUGCGCAAAAUGUGCACGACCCAAGCCCACCUGCUUUGACGGUGCAGCGAAUCUCACGACACGUCGACUUUCUGUAUCAAAGCAGCAAUGAUCUCUGGAAUAGCGCCGAUAGUGCAACAUCGUUUCUAGAGUUCCAAUUGCGCAGGACACUUGACGAAAUUGAGGUUGUCUACAAUCUGGACAGCACUUCCAUCCCGCGAGACACAGAGAUUGAUGCGGACCUAGUUGCUGAGGCGGAGCUAAAGCUGCUCAAUGUGGCAUUCAUGCUUCGCAGCGUGCGAGACCGCCCUCAUUUGCUACACUCGAGACACACGGCAGUGGACUUAGCGGUGAUCAAGCUCGAUUUGGCUCGCCAGAGCCUCUCGCGCCUACGCGCAGAAUUGAAGCCCAUGGUGAAGGUGAGCGAACGGCAUUUUGCCCAAGACAGCUGGAUUCUGGCCAAACUUAGCAACGCAUCGAUCAGAGUUCGGAGCCUCAAGGAGCGGCGGUUGCUGAUUAGGGACUCAUUGAGCUUACUUGGGACAGCCUACGCAGACGUAAGACUCAACUCUGACUAUGCUUCUAUUGAGAACGAACAUCGGGUACUAGAGGCCAGGUCUCGAGGCAUCUCAGUCCUGUCGAGCAAUAGAAAUGUCCAAGAUGAACUAAGGAAAAUUACAUGGCUGGUCGAAACUGAAUUGAGGGCCCUAGAUGAGGAUCGAUUCUACGCCAAUGACUUCAGAUCUCGAGCUGACUAUGUCGAUCUCCCCGAGCUCAGAGAUGAAGAGAUGAUAGGAAUGACGCCAACAGACUUCAUCCCCAAAAGUCCCAUGGCUCACAAUCUUACGAAAGCAUCAGAAAGCGAUCUUGUCGAGUUUCAGCACCGUAUGAAGUCCUUGCACCAAUCCACAGAGCUAGUCAAAGCCCUGCCCGAGGAUGAAAAAACAGCAAUUGCGUCUGUACUCCGAGCAGAAAUAGCGGAGCUCCUGAGCGCCAUUGGAGCAGGAUUCGACUCUCAUAAUCCAAAUAUUCGAUCUAUCGUCGGCGAAUUGAUCUCAUCGGCUCGCGCGCAGCUUGAACUAUUGGGUCCUGCUGUCAGCAAUGGGGAUGAUGAUGGCAACGAGCAAUGGCAGCACAACCCACGGAACAUUCGCGAAUCGAACGUCAGCAACGACAGACUUCCGAAGAGUCCCAAGACACAACCUGGAACUUCUACGUCAGGACGACUGGAGGCCAGAACACCGACAAAGAGUGAAACUUGGGCAAUUAUGGAGGUCGAUGGUAAAAGCGACGAAAUCACGACGGUCCCAUCGCCGGUCUUUGAUGUUCAUGUCCCACACUUUGUCCGGGAACUUGCGUUUAGAUUGGAAGACCUCUGCGCUCGUAUUGAUGUUACCCUGCUACCUUUGAGAGCUCGGCAGGUAGAACUUCAAGUCCCAUUCUGGAGAGAUGACGAGGUUACUUCGCUUCUGCAUCGACUUAAUGGACACAGACAGGAUGUCGAGAAACUCGACGCCGAGCUGCGUGCCGCCUUGCUGGUAGAGGAAGAGCACGAAGGCCUUCAAAUGAUCAUAGCGAAGUCUCAUGAGACACUUCAUGUGCUUUGCGAUCAAAUGGUUGAUCUCAAGCGCCAUUUGCCGCGAGAUGUAAGUGGCUUCAUCACGAGCGAUCCUCGAAUCAUUGUCUUAGUCGAUCGCUUCUACAAUCGAAUGCACGGACGCUCUGAAAAUUGGGAAGUAGUCAACAUUUGGAGCCUUGAUAUAUUCAAGGAAGAAUCGGCUAAGAUCGUGAAGGAGCUGGAACGAGUCGAUCCUGGAGGAGCAUGCUCAGACGCAAUGGCCAAACUGCUCACUACCCUCAGCAAGCUUGAAUAUCUGAAAGAGACGGGUUCUACGUUAGCGAAGACAAAUCGUAGCUCUAUUCAAGCGAUGCAGACCAUUGUGGACAUCCUUGGUAGCGUAGAGGUGUGUUCCAGAACUGCUGUUGCACUUUACAUGGAACUCGCAGCCCGAUCUCAACACGGAUGGCGCAUUGGAGGCCCGCCAGAAGUGAUCCAAUCUUUGCAGUUCUGGAUUGACAACUCUGUCUAUCCGUACUCCGACGGAAGCCACGUAGGAUUGGGUGAUUUUGCUUUUAGUGGACCGCAGGCCCUACUGACGUCCCUGCACGCACUUCAGGUAUGCAGGACUGGUGUGAGAUAUGAGGAUGUCUUGAGAGCCAUGUUCAGGGAUAUCGAUCAGAAGACCGAGCUCGAGGGCUGGCCUUACCUAUCACCAUCAGACUGUCUGGCGGAUCCUACGGAGCACUACGAAAGCUACAUAAAGGCUUUUCUUUGGGACAUCGUACAGCGUGAUGGUGUUCGAUCAGCCGAGUAUGUUGCGGAACGCGAGAAGUUGUUGGUCUGCAAUUCUUUCGGUCGACAGCAGCUACGUGUAAUGCUAGGUUUCAUGGAGAGUCGAGGCUUCCUGAACGAUCGGCAAGACGGCAUCCACCAGCUUGGUGUGGUCACAAAAAGCGAAGUCAUCACCGAUGGCGGUUUCGUCGCAACGGCGGAGAUUCUGGAUCCCGCGAUAAAGCCUCGCCCACCCGCUACUCCAGAUCGAACGACAAUUUGGCUUUAUAAUACGAAUGCCGAAGGCAGAGCACAAGUUGCUGUUGUGGAGAGGAACGAAAAAACGGGAAGACUGCAUAGGACUCAGGACCUCGUCCUGGUGACGUGGCAGGGAUUUGCGCGACAAUUACGGAACCAGGGGAGAAGCAGAGGCCGGCAUACAGUGAAGACAUGGGGCUUGAAGGUGCCGUCCAGUCAGGACGAUGCUGAAGUACCAGAGACUGACGACGAGGAGGAAAAAGAGUACUUUGAAAUCAUCGAAGUGCCAAAGGAGAAACAUCACAAAAAGGACAACGUCCGCCGCCACGUACCGCAAGGCGACUCCGCAGACGACGUAUCAGGCGAGUCAGAUACGAUAAUCAAAGGCAAGAACGGCAAGCCAAUCGAGCCUCGAAGGGACGAACGUCCUCCCAGCGACCACGAAUCGUGGCGUAUAGCAGGUGACGAGAGCUUGAUCCGAUCGCUGGAGGAACGUACGGCCAGUGGAUAUCUUAUGGGACGAACUUUUCCCGACGAGGAAUUACUAUGCGGCCCCGAGGCUAUGCUGGAAGCGCUGAAGUUCUGUCUCGUCGAAGAGACGCCAAAACUUCUCGAAUUUCACAAGCUUUUGAGCAAAAUGUUUGUGAACUACAGUGAGAAAGGAGAAAUCCCCAUGGGGACCACUGGACAACCUACCGAAGCCUAUGCUGAAUGCGUGAGAACCUUCAUAGAAACUCUGCAUCUGGAUUCUGAGCCAGAGGACUUCUACGCCAUUAGCAACUUCUCGCCUCUACAACUGCAGUGCGUCCUCGACUUCAUGAUGAUGGGAGAUGACGGAGCUCCUAGCGGAAUGUACACGACUCAGAUCGAUGUGGUGCCGCAGAUCGCUAUCAUCACACCGAUCGAAGGAGAAAUCGAGAGUGAAAUGCUGGUCGAAGCUUAUAGGCUGCAGUCGUCAUACUUCGUGCCUGGUGCGCCGACAAUGAACAUUUGGUUGUAUAUGGAUCGCUCAACGCACGAACAACGCGAGGGAUCACGGCCAAUCUAUCACUACCGUGAACUGAAAUGGCAAUACUCAAUCAUGGACAUUGAGGAAUCGAAGCCUCAAGUUGAGCAAUGGGGUCUCAAGACGGAGACAGCGCAAUCGCAGGCUUACCGUUUGGAGACGGCCUUGCUCAGCGGCUAUAGACAUCUUUAUAAGACCAAGAUUGCGGAACAGCGUAGGAAGAGGAAUCGGAAGAUUUGGGAUGCCAUUGAGCAGGGUGAACAUUCGGAUGAUCAGGAUUCCGCUCAUCGAAGCCAGGCGUCUUUGGAGGAACGAGCAAGUCGACGAGGCGAGAAUUCGAGGCAUGAAACUAGGUCGGCAAGGGCCGUGCUCGAAGUGUGCACAAUGCUCAGCCUCCUGGACGAGACGUGCACAGCCGAAGUGGAGGUCUUCGCUCUGAUCCGCAGGGAGGCAAUCGUCAAGUAG
This is a messenger RNA of Pseudocercospora fijiensis CIRAD86, 5124 nucleotides long. RefSeq lists its product as uncharacterized. The record is from RefSeq and is a predicted model, not a curated record. Bases 1 to 5124 code for a protein of 1707 amino acids. NCBI's taxonomy places the organism in Eukaryota, Fungi, Ascomycota, Dothideomycetes, Mycosphaerellales, Mycosphaerellaceae. The transcript is spliced from 2 exons.